UCUUAUCUCAGGGAUAUCUGGGAUCAGUAUGCUCAAAGAAACCUUACAAUCACAAGUCUUCCUAAGUGCAACUAUGUUGGCAAAGUCGGAGGCUAUAGGCUGUAAAAAAGAAGAAGAAGAAGAAGAAGAAGAAGCAAAAUUGGAUAGAAGGAUAAAAUCCCAAAAAGAUUUUCGCCAAUUGAUGCUGUAUUGCUUCCAGCAAGGCUUCACAGCUUCGCAGACUAUGAUUGAGCUGUAUUCUGUCUUUGGAAAAGCCUGUGUCACUCUCCACACAAUUUGGAGGUGGUAUCGAAAAUUCAGAACUGGUGAUUUUAAUGUAGAAGAUCUUCCUCGCUCUGGCCGACCUCAGGAAUUUGAUGUAACACUUCUCAAGGACAUCAUGCACAAAAAUCCUCAAAUGACUGUUAAAGAACUCGCCGCCACUCUGCACAAGUCCGCUUCCACAGUGCAAAUCUACCUGAAGAAACUGGUGCUGCAAGCUGUUCAUGUUGAGUUGAAUACUUGGGAAUCAUCGAAUGCAGUCCGUGUAAUCGAGUUUCUCCAUCUCUGAGUAAUUCAUUAUUCCUUCAUUUUAGUUUUCUCUUCUGAAGAACAUAUUGAAUUCCAUGAAGUGAGAGAGAAGGU
Molecule: messenger RNA, 624 nt
Organism: Trachymyrmex septentrionalis
Lineage: Eukaryota; Metazoa; Arthropoda; Insecta; Hymenoptera; Formicidae
Product: histone-lysine N-methyltransferase SETMAR-like
Exons: 2
Coding region: 29-550 (173 amino acids)
Source: RefSeq, a predicted model, not a curated record